This is a messenger RNA of Melopsittacus undulatus (budgerigar), 692 nucleotides long. Its product is annotated as tyrosine-protein kinase receptor UFO-like. Gene Ontology annotation, biological process: axon guidance; homophilic cell-cell adhesion; dendrite self-avoidance. Gene Ontology annotation, cellular component: plasma membrane; axon. Lineage: Eukaryota; Metazoa; Chordata; Aves; Psittaciformes; Psittaculidae. Bases 301 to 648 code for a protein of 115 amino acids. Gene Ontology annotation, molecular function: cell-cell adhesion mediator activity. The record is from RefSeq and is a predicted model, not a curated record. The transcript has 4 exons.
CAAUUCCCGUUCCCCCCCCCGGGGGGGUCAUGGGGGUCCCGGCGCUCGUGGCGCUUCUGGCGGCGGCUGCGCUGGGAACGGGAACGGGAACGGGAACGGGAACGGGAACGGGAACGACCGGUCUGUGGCUGCUGGAAGCCCCCCCAGAACACAUCAGCAGCUCCGGGAGCCUCAGUCUGGUCCGGUGCCGCGUGCGGGGGGAGGGGCCAGGGCCCCCCCCGGAGCUGGGAUGGAGCCGGGAGGGGCUCCCGGUGCCUGGGACACUGACGUGUCCUGGUGCAGAGCGGGGAGGGGGCCUGGAUGGGGGUCACCCAGCUCAGGCUGACACCAGUGCUGAGCUCCCACUCAGGCCGGUACCGGUGCUGGGCCCGCGCUGGGGGGCAGCAGCUGCUGUCACCGGAGGCACAUCUGGAGCUGGCCGGUCUGCCGCAGUUCCAUGAGGAGCCGCAGGACGCGCAGGUGCCGCUAGGUGGCGCUCUCACCCUCCGCUGUGGGGCACGAGGACCCCCCGAGCCCGUCAGCAUCCGCUGGCUGCGGGACGGGCGCCCCCUGGAGGGGCCGGCGGCCAACGGGAGCGGCACACUGCGCAUGCGCGGUGCGGGGGGGAGGGGCACGCAGGGACCUAUAGGGAACAAUAGAGACCUAUAGAGACCCAUAGAUACCUAUAGAUACCCCAUAGAGACAUAGAGACC